Molecule: messenger RNA, 468 nt
Organism: Cryptomeria japonica (Japanese cedar)
Lineage: Eukaryota; Viridiplantae; Streptophyta; Pinopsida; Cupressales; Cupressaceae
Product: secreted RxLR effector protein 78-like
Exons: 1
Coding region: 1-468 (155 amino acids)
Source: RefSeq, a predicted model, not a curated record
AUGGAUUGGGCAAAUGUAUCAGAGCAGAAUGUGGCCAUGUUUCUUUUGGAUUUUGAGAAGGCCUAUGAUAGGGUUGAAUGGGAGUUUAUCUUAAUGAUGCUAGAAGCCUUUGGAUUUCCUGUGGAAUUUUGCAAAUGGGUGAAGAUUCUCCUUAAAGAUGCACCUGCUCAGAUAGAGAUUAAUGGUUCCCUCUCACAGAUUAUGAAGCUCGGUAGGUCUAUUAGACACGGUUGCCCUCUUGCCCCUACUCUUUUUGUUAUAGCUUAUGAUACCCUAUAUUAUAUCUUAAGAGAUUACACCAUAUCCCCUAAAGUGGGAGGUGUUAAACUUCCUGAUGGGUCUGAACUGAUUAAUACACAAUUUAUUGAUGACACUGCACUUUUUAUAGAACUCACCAAGCAAAAUAUGGAAGCCUUGGAGUGCGAAAUUAAGUUCUUAGGUGAGAUCUUAGGGGCCAAAAUUUCUUAG